AUGCGUUUCGAAUCCAUCCUCGCUGCUGCGCUUCCCGCGCUCGUCCUGGCUGCUCCCACUCCCCAGGACCCCGACUUCACCUGGGACGACACUCCCGAGGACUCCAUUGUUGGUGGAACUGCCGCCUCUGCUGGCGAGUUCCCCUUCAUUGCCUCUCUCCAGGUCAGCGGCCGCCACAUCUGCGGUGGAACCCUCAUCAACAGCAACACCAUUGUCACUGCUUCCCACUGCUCGGUUCGCGAUGUCAUUGGCUCUCCUUCCAACCUCCGCGUCCGCGUUGGCUCUUUGAGCACCACUUCCGGUGGUACCCUCGUCGGCGUCUCCGCCGUCUACACCCACCCCAACUACAACGCCGCCACCUACGACUACGACGUCGCCAUCUGGAAGCUGUCCACUCCCGUCUCCGCCGGCGGCAACAUUGCCUUCGCCAGCCUCCCCGCCUCCGGCUCCGACCCUGCCUCGGGCGCCACCAGCACCGUCGCUGGAUGGGGUGCUACCCGUGAGGGUGGCAGCGGCUCCGCUAGCCUGCUCAAGGUCAGCGUGCCCGUCGUCGCUCGCGCCACCUGCCAGGCCUCCUACCCCCAGGAGACUAUCUCCACCCGCAUGUUCUGCGCUGGUGUCACUUCUGGUGGCCGUGACUCUUGCCAGGGUGACUCUGGCGGCCCCAUUGUCAACUCUGCCAAGGGCUUCAUCGGUGUCGUUUCUUGGGGCUACGGAUGUGCUCGUCCUAACCUCCCUGGUGUCUACGCCCGUGUCUCUGCUCUCCUUCCUUUCAUCCAGCAGUACGCUUAA
Messenger RNA from Exserohilum turcica Et28A, 792 nucleotides. RefSeq lists its product as uncharacterized. The transcript is spliced from 2 exons. The coding region runs from base 1 to 792 and encodes 263 amino acids. Gene Ontology annotation, biological process: proteolysis. The record is from RefSeq and is a predicted model, not a curated record. Gene Ontology annotation, molecular function: serine-type endopeptidase activity. Lineage: Eukaryota; Fungi; Ascomycota; Dothideomycetes; Pleosporales; Pleosporaceae.